Molecule: messenger RNA, 1769 nt
Organism: Misgurnus anguillicaudatus (oriental weatherfish)
Lineage: Eukaryota; Metazoa; Chordata; Actinopteri; Cypriniformes; Cobitidae
Source: RefSeq, a predicted model, not a curated record
UACGUAUUCUAGUUUUCUUAAAAUAUUUGUCUUAAGGCAGUUGCAAUAUUGCAACAUCAGUUCAGGGCGGAGGACUUUUAUUUUGAAGUGCGUGCAGUGGCAGGUUGAUCAGUCUCCCUGCCUCACAGGCUCGCUGACGGAUCAGGACCUUAUUAAGGAUGGCUGAACUACCUCGGUCAUGUGACUGUUUUGUAUCUCUGCCUCCUGGUUCAAAAGAAGAUCAUGUGAUAUUUGGUAAGAACUCUGACCGUCCGAGAGAUGAGGUGCAGGAGGUGGUGUAUUACCCUGCGUCCUCACACCCUGCUGGGUCUACAGUGGAGUGCACAUACAUUUCCAUCCCUCAAGCAGAGCAUACUCAUGCAGUAGUAUUGAGUAGACCCGCUUGGCUCUGGGGGGCUGAGAUGGGGGCCAAUGAACACGGGGUUUGUAUUGGGAAUGAGGCGGUCUGGACCAAAGAGCCUGUGAAUCCAGAGGAUGCUUUGCUGGGAAUGGACCUGGUUCGGUUGGGUCUGGAGCGUGGGGACACUGCGUGGUCCGCUCUGAAUGUCAUCACAGCACUACUGGAGCAGCAUGGUCAGGGCGGAGCCUGCAGGGAGACCACCGAACCCUUUAGUUACCAUAACACCUUCUUACUGGUGGACCGACAGGAAGCCUGGGUCCUAGAGACUGCUGGAAAACUGUGGGCUGCUCAAAAGAUCACAGAGGGAGUCAAGAACAUUUCAAAUCAGCUCACUAUAAGCACAGAGAUCUCAGCGGAGCAUCCCGAGCUACGCAGCGUUGCCCAGACUCAGGGCUGGUGGAGUGGGGAGGGAGAAUUCAGCUUCACCGCUGCUUUCAGCCCUGAUAAUCCUCCUGUUAGGAUGGAGCUGGCCAAGCAGCGCUACAAGGGUGGGACAGCAUUACUCCAGCAACAUGACGGCUCUGUGACAGCGGAGGUGAUGAUGAGCAUCUUGAGGGACAAAGCCAGCGGGAUCUGUAUGGACUCAGAGGGCUUCCGUACCACAGGCAGCAUGGUGUCCAUUCUCCCACGAAAUCCAGAUGUGCCCUGCGUCCACUUCUUUACUGCAACCCCUGACCCCUCCAGGUCUAUAUUCAAACCUUUUAUCUUUUCUGAGAGCAUGAGGCCGGUCAACACGGUGAUAUCUCCGCAGUACGGCCCAGAUGAUCCUGUUAGGACACAGCCUCGAUUUCAGCACCAGGUGGAUCGCAAACAUGAGCUCUACAAAGCCCACCAGACAGCAUUGACCAAUCCUGAUGCUGCAGUCUCUCUACAACAGACCAUGAGAUAUUUGGAGUCUCAGUGUCUUGAGGAGAUCGAGGCCAUGCUUAGGGGAGAUAUAAAGGGCCAGGAACUUGGUGACCUGUUUUUCGACUGUGUGGACGCAGAGAUCAAAUUCUACCAGUGAGACCCAGCAGUUCUCGUUGUGAAUGUAACUAGUGCUUGCUGAUCUGCCUGAAGAGAGACAAAAUGAGAGAGUCCAGAGUCCUGCUCUCCUAGUUCCCCUGAUGCCAUGCCAAACUAACUCUGAUGUCCAUGCCACAUUAACUGUAACUGUUAAAACCAUACAUUAAAACACAUUAGAUGUUUAUGUGAGUGGAUCACCAUAAUCAUGUUUAAUUGUCGCACAGGGCGGUCGUGUAUGCAUCACAUUUAACAGUUUGUGAUAGAUUACUAAGGUGUGUGUAGAUGUGAAAGAGAAGACAAACUGUUAAGAGAAGGAUUCAGCUAACAGACUGAGGAGAUAAACAAUAAAAUGAUGAUGAUUCAA